GAGAAGGGCCUCAAGAAGGAGCGUAGGCUGCGUAAACGUGACGCAGAUGGACGAGACUGGGAGAGCGACGAAGAGGAAAAGGCGGCAAAACGGCGGCGCGCAGAAGAACCCACGUCGCCUAUCGAGUCACGGGGAACUGGGCCUGAUCGUGCAACAGACCGUGAUGAAGGUGAUAUGGAUGAUGUGGAAGACGAAGAGGCGCGUCGCGAGAGGGACCGCAAGGAACGUGACGCUUUUGCGGAGAGAGUGAGAAAGAGGGACAUGGAAAAAACCAAGAAGAUCGUUGAGGACCGGUCUUCGCGUCAUCUAAAAGGCGCAGCAGCUGAAACGGCAGAGAUGCGUCGUCUCGCAGAUGACUCUACGGCUAGACUACUUGCCCUCCCUUCGAUUCGCGAACGCUCACGUCAAGCAUAUUUGACAAAGCGCGAGAUCCAACAAAUCGAGUUGCUUCGUAAGGAGAUCGCAGAUGACGAGGCCCUGUUCCGUGGCAUGAAGAUUACUAAACGGGAACAACGAGAUCUUGAAUACAAGAAAGAUGUCCUUAGGCUUGCAGAAGAACGAAUGGGGAUCAAUGACAAAUGGGAUGGGUAUCAGCUCCCAGACGAUUAUUUCACUGAGCAGGGGAAAAUUGAUAAGAAGAAGAAGGAGUCUGUCAUGUAUCAACGAUACGAGGAGAACCGCGACCAGAAGAAUUUCGUCACGGAUGUGGACCAGUGGGAGGAAAGUCAAACCCGGAAUAGCACUUUCAAAACUGGCGCCCUAGACAAGCCUGAGCUGGUUGAUGAGUAUGAGUAUGUGUUUGACGAAAGCCAGACCAUACAAUUCGUCAUGGACCAGAGUCUAGGCGGAACCAUGCCGAUGCUGAGCCAAAAGGACGCAUUGCUCAAAGCGCAAAUCGAAGAGGCCGAGCGACGAGACGAUGGAGGAGACAAGGAAGUCCUUGCCUAUCUACCAGUAUCGGGAGCAGCUCCUGGAAGCCAUAGCAGAACACCAAGUCCUUAUUGUUGUCGCUGAGACUGGUUCUGGAAAAACCACUCAACUACCUCAGUAUCUUCACGAAGCAGGGUAUACCAAAGGUGGACAGAAAGUCGGGUGCA
Molecule: messenger RNA, 1097 nt
Organism: Cantharellus anzutake
Lineage: Eukaryota; Fungi; Basidiomycota; Agaricomycetes; Cantharellales; Hydnaceae
Exons: 2
Coding region: 175-1014 (279 amino acids)
Source: RefSeq, a predicted model, not a curated record